Durusdinium trenchii is the source of this 261-nucleotide messenger RNA. NCBI's taxonomy places the organism in Eukaryota, Dinophyceae, Suessiales, Symbiodiniaceae. The record is from the annotation of a GenBank genome assembly.
AUGCAUCAGGGACAGCGUGCCUUGAUUGAGAUUCCAAGAUACGUGGCCAAGGUAUGGGGCCUGAAGACAGGGUUCACAUCGCUGCGAAAGUGUCAUUUGUGCAGCAGUGAGGAUGUUGAUGGUCAGAGUAUUCAGAUCAUGCGGUACACCGUCAGCUGUGCCAACGCCAUCUUUGAUAUCCUUCAUCAGAAUGGUGUGUUCCUCCCGGCACGUGCCAAGCAUCGUGCCAUUAUCCUUUUCAGGGACGUGUGUGCCUUCUGA